Messenger RNA from Anoplophora glabripennis (Asian longhorned beetle), 1014 nucleotides. Its product is annotated as translocon-associated protein subunit delta-like. The transcript has a single exon. Gene Ontology annotation, cellular component: membrane; endoplasmic reticulum; endomembrane system. The record is from RefSeq and is a predicted model, not a curated record. The coding region runs from base 26 to 529 and encodes 167 amino acids. NCBI's taxonomy places the organism in Eukaryota, Metazoa, Arthropoda, Insecta, Coleoptera, Cerambycidae.
CUGUUGUAAAUAAAAACAAGCAAUUAUGAACGUGUACCUGUUAAUUUCAAUUAGUUUUUCGUUCCUAUUGACUGUGUAUGCCCAACAGUGUCAGAAUGCUCAAAUAGUCUCGACGUCUUAUACCACACAAGACGCGACCGUGUUAAAACAUAUAGCUUAUAUAUCGAAUUUUCAAGUAAAAUGCAAAAAAGGCGAUCCAGGCAACCUGUAUGCCUUAUUGGGGGACGUUAUUACACCAGUGGCUUCGGUAGGAGCUGGAAAAUAUCAAAUAAGUUGGACGGAAGAUGUAAAAAUUGCAAGGACAGGUGAUAUAGUGGUACCAAUUUUUAAUGAAAGCGGCUACGUCGCUGCAAAAAAAAUUCUUAGAACUGGAGAAGACAUUACCACAGUUCCGACAUUUACUAAAAUAGUAAUAAACCAUCCGGGCAUCUACGCUGGACCCUGGAUAUCUUGUGAAUUUUUAGCAGUGGGUUUUUCAGUCGCCAUUGCCUAUGUUGCGAUCCAUUUCCGCUCCAAACUGUUAAAUUAAAAAAAUAAUUUUAUCAUGUCUUGGAUACAAUAAAUCUUUCAAAACGAUUGCGUAUAACUCCAUUAAAUUAAAACCACAAAGCCCCUAAAUGCAUUAUUUUUAAUCUUAUUAAAUAAAACUGCACAAAUGUCUAAUUUCAAAAUAGCAAAUAUUUGUAUAGUUUUUUUAGUUGUUCUCCUGUUAAUUUUAUUCUGCAAUUCUUCAUGCUGAUUAGUCAACUAGUGAAGUGAGAUUAACUGAAGUUAAUGAAUCGCAUGUAAAUAGAUGGGUCGUAAUAUGCUUAAAUCAAAUCAGGUAAAGUUUAAAUUUUAUAAAAUUAUAUUAUUGUUGAAAAUACAAUAUUAGAGGUUAUUUUUCAAAUUCUAGUGCAACUUGUGAAGUCUAAAAAUAAUUAAUAGAGAAAAGAGAUACAACUAUCAGAGGAUCCAUUAUCCGUAUUCCUGACAUUCUGACAUUGCCCGUUUUACAUUAGCUUAGCUUACGUC